This is a messenger RNA of Quercus lobata, 1500 nucleotides long. RefSeq lists its product as uncharacterized. Bases 1 to 1500 code for a protein of 499 amino acids. Lineage: Eukaryota; Viridiplantae; Streptophyta; Magnoliopsida; Fagales; Fagaceae. The record is from RefSeq and is a predicted model, not a curated record. The transcript has 5 exons. Gene Ontology annotation, molecular function: zinc ion binding.
AUGAAUUCUGACUAUAAGAGUGAGGAGCUGCUUAGCCUUGAUGAGAGUUCAUCAAGCAGUGAGCAUUCUAAUGAUUCAAGUGAUGGUGAAACCCCUACUGCUGAGGUUGACAAUUUUAUUAGGAGGAGCAGAUAUCCAAUCUUUAGGCCAGUAGCCAAAGCUGAGAACUUUAGGCUUGAGAAGGAUAUGUUGUUCCUCUCACCUAAACAAUUUAAAGAUGCUAUGAUUGAUUAUGCAGUCCAUGGUGGUAGAAGUUAUAGAAACCUAAGGUGCAUAGCAUCAUACAUUGAGAGGAAGUUAAUAAAGAGCGUUAGGAGACAGCUUGACAUAAGGCUCAAGGACAUUCAGGAUGCUAUGCAUAAGAAGUAUGUGGUUGACAUAAGUUUCAACCAGCUGUGGGAGUAUUGUGAUGAGUUGAGAAGGUGCAGUUGGAGCACAGUAUUGAUGAAUGUGCAUACUUAUAAUGAUGGUAAUUUGGCAACUGAACAUGACCUGGCAACUAGGCUGCCAUAUUUUGAAAGAAUCUACAUCUACCUGGAGGAUUGCAAGAAGGGCUUCUUGGCAGGGUGCAGGCCAAUCAUUGGUCUAGAUGCAUGCCAUCUGAAAACCAAGACAGGUGGUCAGCUGAUGUGUGCUGUUGGCAGAGAUCCUAAUGAUGAGUACUUCCCCUUUGCAUAUGCAGUAGUCAAGCUUGAGUGUAUUAAGUUAUAUCUGAUGACUAGAUUUCAAGCAAACAGGCAAAUGAUUAUGAAGGAGGAAUUUGAGUUGUGUCCUAAGAUAAGAAAGAGAUUGUAUAAGGAAAAGUUGGCAUGCAGCAAGUGGCUAGCAUUUUGGGCUAGUUGUACCAAGUUUGAAGUGAAGAAUGGGCUGGAGAGUUUCACUGUGGACUUGGAAAAGAAGAGGUGCAGCUGUAGGAAGUGGGAUAUAACUGGCAUACCAUGUUACCAUGCCAUUUUCUAUAUAUUUUUCAACAAGGAAGAUUUUGAAAAGUAUGUCAAUGCUUGCUAUAAAAAGACUACCUACAUUGAUUGCUAUGACCCCAUUAUAGAGCUCAUCAAUGGCCAGAAUAUGUGGAGACCUAGUGGACUGCCACCUAUACAACCCCCUAUCAGGAGAAGACCUCCUAGCAGGACUAAGAAGAAGAGGGCAUUGGAGCCUGAUGAACCUAGAAGUCAUAGAAAAAACAGAAGUGUGGGCAUCUCAAAACAAUGCAAGGCAUAUGGGAAAUUAGGCCACAACAGGAGGAGCUACAAGGGAGAAGUAGGAGGGAACUCCUCCCUGCCUGGGAGUGCAUCCCAAGUCAGCAGGACCACUAAGAGGCUUAUUAAUUGUUAUUAUGCUAGUGUUUGUGCUUGUGCUUGUGCUUACAGGCAGGCAAACAGCCCAGCCGUAGGCAGUGCACAACCAGGCUCCAAUGCUCAACCAACUGUACAUAGGGCACAACCAAGCUCUACUGAUGAUGUGACCACAACUGCACCUCCACCACCCACGGAUAACUAG